Suillus paluster is the source of this 510-nucleotide messenger RNA. RefSeq lists its product as uncharacterized. The record is from RefSeq and is a predicted model, not a curated record. The transcript has 2 exons. The annotation marks the transcript as partial. NCBI's taxonomy places the organism in Eukaryota, Fungi, Basidiomycota, Agaricomycetes, Boletales, Suillaceae.
AGGGCUGCUUUUCUGCACAGGGGACUCAUAUGGCGGUUGGCUUUGCACAGCCUCGGUUUCAACCAUCUCCCAUCUGUCCUUGAUGGUAUCUCACCCGAAGCUGUUCCAUUUGGUCUCCUAUUGUGCAGCAAUGAUCAGACUUACUAUGACGAUGGGUUGUUGGAAGAAGAAAUCGAUUUUAUGUGCGGGACAUACUACAUGCACCAGGCUCAGGGCACGGAUGUAGUAGUAUCAUCCUGGUGGCCUCGGCCGCAUGCUUGGAAUGCAUCGGGCUUGAACAUCGGUUUUUGGUCUGCUCGUUGUGAAGAUUGGUUCCAAACCCGUCUUGGCAAUAUCAGAGAAGGAGUUUCUCACGAGCAACUUUCGUGCACCGAUGACGCCAAUGGUCCAAUGACCUCCACGCAGUGGAAGCGCUCCCUCAAAUUUAACCCUGGCACAACCAAGAUGAUGCAAAAUGUUUUGGCGGCGUGUUAUGAUUUCAUGACUAGAGCACCUGGUAAGAGUUAUUAA